AUGAUGAUCUCCGAGAAAGAGUUCUUGGCUCGCCUCCCUCGGUCUGUCAGCCACUGGCUUGGCUAUCGUGAAAAUGCACCAAAGCCUCCCGCAAAACAUCUCGUUCACUUCUGGUCAUUCAUAGCCGCAUUCUGUGGCCUAUGUGUGAUACAGGGCAUAUUCAAUUACUCCUCUUACUUCAUUGAACGUGGCGUGCCAGGUAUUAUUGCCUCAUUUGGAGCAUCGGCUGUCCUCGUAUAUGGUGCUGUAGAAAGCCCUCUAGCACAGCCACGCGCACUGAUCUGUGGUCAUUUUCUGAGCGCUCUGAUCGGCAUCUGCAUUACGAAACUCUUCAGCCUAAUGCCCAACGAAGAAAAGUUCAACUCGCUACGUUGGCUCGCCGCUUCACUUUCGUCCGCUGUCGCCAUUGUUGUUAUGCAGGUCACUGAGACAACGCAUCCGCCCGCUGGUGCUACGGCUCUUCUUCCGGCAGUGGACGAAGUUGUGUGGGCACUAUCUUGGUACUAUCUUCCAGUUGUCCUACUUUCAUCAGCUAUGAUUCUUAUUGUGGCCCUGAUCUUGAACAACAUCCAACGCCGAUAUCCCGUUUUCUGGAUCAGUCCGCCCGCUGCCAAGCCUGUUCUUCCACAGACUAGCAACUCGAAAUAG
This is a messenger RNA of Penicillium digitatum Pd1, 648 nucleotides long. Its product is annotated as HPP family protein. The record is from RefSeq and is a predicted model, not a curated record. Lineage: Eukaryota; Fungi; Ascomycota; Eurotiomycetes; Eurotiales; Aspergillaceae.